Aspergillus heteromorphus CBS 117.55 is the source of this 1926-nucleotide messenger RNA. RefSeq names its product cytochrome P450. The record is from RefSeq and is a predicted model, not a curated record. Bases 214 to 1704 code for a protein of 496 amino acids. NCBI's taxonomy places the organism in Eukaryota, Fungi, Ascomycota, Eurotiomycetes, Eurotiales, Aspergillaceae. The transcript has a single exon. Gene Ontology annotation, molecular function: oxidoreductase activity, acting on paired donors, with incorporation or reduction of molecular oxygen; monooxygenase activity; iron ion binding.
GAUAGAUGCACCCAGUGAAAUGUCGGUGGCAUUAGGGCUGGUCUCGAGGGAGCCGUGGAGACAUGCACGGCGGGCGUGGGGAUAGAAUCAACAGCAAAGCAACAGCAUCCUCCUUGUCCUUAGCAUUAGCCGAAACCGCACUCUUGCGACUCGGUCAGCUCUGCUCGAUUAUCAACUCUCUCGAUCGUUGAGCCUCUCCCAUCCAUCCCCAAUAUGGCUCUCCUCGCCAUCCUCAUCCUCCUCCCAACCCUAGUAAGUCCCCAUCCCUCCUCAAGUCCAAGUCUACCUCCACUCACUCCUCACCAUUCCCAGUACCUGACCACCCACAUCAGCAACAACCUAUGGCUGCAUCCCCUCUCCCAAUACCCCGGACCGCUGCUCUGGCGGGCCUUCCGAUUCCCCUCGCUCCUCUCCAUGAUGCGCGGGGAUCUCCCCCACCGCAUCAAGCAACUGCAUGAACAAUACGGCGACAUCGUGCGCGUCGCGCCCGACGAACUGUCCAUCAUCAGCCCAGACGCCUGGCGCGACAUCUACACCAGAGGCCGCGACUUUGUCCGCCCAUCGCAAUACAAGGACCAACCCCCCGGCAAGACGGCGUCCAACCUGAUCGCCUGCUCCGAAUCCGAACACGCGCGUCUCCGCAAGAUCCUCGCCCCAGGCUUCUCGGAGAAAUCCGCCGCGGACCAGGAACCCUUCAUCCAGUCGUACGUCGACAAGUUGUUCUCCAAGCUCGACGAACAGAUCGACUCAUCCCCAACCCCCUCCCCCUCUGCCCCCUCCACAACAAUCGACCUCGUCGAAUGGAUCAACUACCUCGCCUUCGACCUCAUCGCCGACCUGACCUGGGGCUCCUCCUUCGGCUGCCUCGACGGCCUAACCUACCACCCGUGGAUCCAAACCGUCGGCCAAUUCAAGGCCGCCAUCAUCGUCGGCGCCCUGAAGUUCUACCCGGCCCUCCACGCCCUCCUCAUGGCCAUCACUCCCUCUUCUGCCCUCCAACCCGUCAUGGACAUGUGGCGCCUCACCGAGCAGAACGUCCGUCGUCGCGCCUCCCAGUCUCACCCCUCUCCCUCUCCCUCCCUCUCCCGCCCCGAUCUCGUCGGAACCAUGCUCGCCUCCGCCCAAAUGACCCCCGAGGAAAUGGAAGUCAACGCCAUGUUGAUCGUCGCGGCCGGCAGCGAGUCCAUCACCACCGUUCUCGUCGGCGUGAUCAACCAUCUCCUCCGCUGCCCGGAUACCCUUUCCACCCUGGUAACCACUCUCCGCUCCACCUUCCCAAGAGAGGAGGAUAUCGUCGGCUCCAACCUCAAAUCAAUCCCCUACCUCGACGCCGUCCUCAACGAGGGAAUGCGUCUCUGUCCCACCAUCCCCGACGGCAUGCGCAGACAGGUCCCCCCCGGCGGUGCCACUGUCGCAGGCCAUCCUCUUCCGGCCGGGGUAAUCGUCUCCAUCCCCCCGUUCGCGACGUAUCGCGCCCCGCGCAACUUCGUCCAUCCGGCGGACUUCGCCCCGGAAAGGUGGCUGGGUGGUGAGCGGUUUGGAAACGAGAGGAAAGACGGCUUUCAUCCCUUCUCGCUCGGCGCGCAUAAUUGUCCCGGUCAGAAUCUGGCCUGGUUGGAGUUGAGGGUUAUUCUGGCUAGGUUGUGCUGGAGGUAUGAUUUGGGGGUGCUGGAUGGGGCGGAGUUGCCUGUCUGGGAGGAGUAGGGCAUUUGGUGGUUCUGGGAUAAGUUGCCGUUGGUGGUGAGCGUGCGGAGGGUUGAUGGGUUGGUGGGAUCGCGGCCUGGUCUGUAGUUAUGGCUUCAACUUCAACUUCGGGCUAAGUGGCUGUUGAGCUGAAGUGAUUGGUCUGUGCAUUCGGGCUGAAGUGGUUGUGUCGGGAAACGGAGAUAAAUUCCCUAGACCAAGGUGUCUCGUCUACAGUCUUCU